UUAUCUUCUUCUCCCUCCAUUUCCAACACGGCAAACCCGGCCACCAGAAUUGGAGAGCGAUUAUCCGAUGGACCACGCCAUUCCCUGCAACCCCUGCAUUCCUCUCUACCGGAAACCCACGCUCCGCCGCCGAAUCACUUGGCCGACCGUUCGCCACUCCAAUACAACAAAAUGGCGCCGCAAUACGACGUCGUCGGAGCUCCAAAUGCCCGUGGAAGUGAACGACCGAACGAGUAGCGACUCUGCUUCAGUCCCGACGCACAAAGUCACCGUCCACGACAGACAACGCGGCGUCGUACACGAGUUCUUCGUCCCAGAGGAUCAGUACAUAUUGCACACUGCUGAGGCACAGAACAUCAAUCUUCCAUUCGCUUGCCGGCACGGUUGUUGUACUAGUUGUGCUGUACGUGUGAAGUCUGGAAAACUUAACCAGCCUCAGGCACUAGGGAUAUCUGCUGAAUUGAAAUCAAAGGGAUAUGCACUUCUCUGUGUGGGUUUUCCAUCAUCUGAUCUUGAAGUAGAAACACAAGAUGAGGAUGAGGUAUACUGGCUUCAAUUCGGGAGAUAUUUUGCACGGGGUCCAAUUGAAAGAGAUGAUUAUGCAUUGGAGUUGGCAUUGGGUGAUGAAUAAGCAAUGUAGAAUACUUGAUUUUGGAGAUAGGAUCUACUGAGCAAAAUAUGACAUCUGUAUGUUGUAUCCCUUGCCCUAAAUUUUUCUUUACUCUGAGUGUACAUCCGUGUUGGUUGGCUAGUGGAUUGGACAAAUUGUUUUAACUAUAUUUGAAUUGUCAAGGUUGUUUAGCCAAUGCCAAUCUACCAGUAGCAGUUAUUUUAGAAAUGAGCACUGUUUAACUCUGCAUUGCACCAAGUCAACCACCUAAAAUGGAGAAACUAGGAAUAUCAUGGCACUAGUAGUUUUGUUGAUGAGCAAAACAAAUUAUGUGAGCAAAUCAAUCUGCUUGGAUGGCUUGUUUGCUAUAUGUCUUUGCUUUGUUGGUUGUUACUUGUUACUGGCAGGGCUGUAUUAUUAUUGGGUACAACAUAUGUCUCUAAAGUUUAAGGGCUAGAGUGAAACUGUCAAGAAAAUGAUGAAAGAGAAAUCUGGCAGAGAGCGUGAGAUUGUACCAUGGCAAGCAAGUUGUGAGUCCUAGUUUAUAUUUGUGCCUGUCCAGUUAUUCAUACUAAAUGGUCUUAACUUCAUUGGACUUGUAUAUUUCCUUACUGUUUGAAUGGCUAUCUGUUGGAUCUCAUAACAAGAUUGUUAAGCUUUGAUUUAUAUUUGAGCCUCUCCAGUUAUUCGUACUAAA
This is a messenger RNA of Rosa rugosa (rugosa rose), 1307 nucleotides long. Its product is annotated as ferredoxin C 2, chloroplastic. The record is from RefSeq and is a predicted model, not a curated record. Gene Ontology annotation, molecular function: iron-sulfur cluster binding. The coding region runs from base 68 to 631 and encodes 187 amino acids. The transcript has 6 exons. Lineage: Eukaryota; Viridiplantae; Streptophyta; Magnoliopsida; Rosales; Rosaceae.